Molecule: messenger RNA, 2603 nt
Organism: Poeciliopsis prolifica (blackstripe livebearer)
Lineage: Eukaryota; Metazoa; Chordata; Actinopteri; Cyprinodontiformes; Poeciliidae
Exons: 6
Coding region: 184-798 (204 amino acids)
Biological process (GO): extrinsic apoptotic signaling pathway in absence of ligand; positive regulation of apoptotic process; intrinsic apoptotic signaling pathway in response to DNA damage
Cellular component (GO): mitochondrial outer membrane
Molecular function (GO): protein heterodimerization activity; channel activity; protein homodimerization activity
Source: RefSeq, a predicted model, not a curated record
AUGAGGGAGGCGUGGUUUCGCUGCCCAGGCGCUUCCGCCUUACUUCCGUGGAAAGAGGGAAAGUAAAACAUUUCACAGAGUGUGUUUACACCGACCAAAGUGGAUUAUUCCCCUCAUGUUUGGUUCUGAGCUGUAGACUAAGUGUCUAAAACCCAGUUAGAGCCGAAACAAGAGUUUGGAGUCAUGGCGGACGACCGAGGGGACGAGGAACUAGAAGACGAGGUGGAACCGCAAGGCGCUGAGGGUGGAGGAGAUGUCUUUGACGACCCCAUCUUGGAGCAGGGCGUGGUGGUGCUCAGAGGGUAUGUGAUAGAGCGUAUAAGCACGGAGGAUCCUGGUCGUCAUGUCAACUCUGUGGAUCUGGGAGGAAGGCCACAUGAACAAGAUGAUCCAGAAGUAAAAGAAGUGGUGGAUCAGCUGCUAAAAAUAGCAGACGAACUGAACAGAAAUGUGGAGUUCCAGCGACUGAUCAACCAAGUUCAGGGAAACUGUGCGAAAGAAGUCUUCAUGAUGGUGGCCAGGAGCAUCUUUAUUGAUGGCAUUAACUGGGGCAGAGUGGUGGCGCUCUUCCAUCUGGCUUACAGACUCAUUUACAGGGCCCUCACCACCAAUCAUCUGGAGAACAUCAGGAUGGUGAUCAGCUGGGUCCUACAGGUCAUCAGGGAGCUGCUGUACCCCUGGCUGGUGCAACAGGGGGGAUGGGUUGGUGUCAUUCAAAGCUUUCCAUGGAGGAACGCAGUCAUUGUUGCUUCAAUUGUUGUCGUAGCAACAUUUGUUUACUACAGAAUGAAACACUGAGACCUCCAGCUCUGCAGGACGCUGAUGAGGACACUUCCCGGGGCUUUUACAAUCAUUCUUAUCCAGCAGCCAAUAGGAGGCCAGCUGCUUUAAACUGAGAACAAUCCUCUCCUUCAGGUCUCUCCAACUAAAACGAACUUUCAUUGUCAGCAUCACUCUCUUCUGUUUUCCUUCACCAGCAACUCUUUGGAGCUACACCAGCAGAUCAAACAGCUGCCAUACUGGAAGCUCAACCUGUCAGAUGUGAUGUUAGUUAUCACUGAAUGGACUGGGCUCUGAGUCAGAUAACGGUUGGUUCUUAGAAGACUCAAAGCAACCUGUAAGUGGCAGGAAAGUGCCUUAAAGUGAUGCUAGCUCUGACUGUGAGUGGUAGGCAUGACGCAUCCUCCUACAGCCAGAAGGUCUCUUAUCGGUGCAGCAGGGCGCUUUACCUGCUGCUCAGUUCGUUCUGUCAGGAGCUGGAAGAAACACCAAAGAUUAGUGCUGAAAAUCUCGGGGAUCUUUCUUAAUUAUCUAUUUUUUAAUGAAGAUGUUUUAUUCAUGAACAGAAGGCUUGGACGUGAGCCAAAGCGGUCCCAGGUCCUCUGCAGAUUCAUCCUCUGCUGACACUCCAGACAUAUUUUCUGUUGUAGACACGAUCCUAAACGUCUAAUGCAGGAGUUGAUCUGAGAGUUGAAGGGCAAACACAUCCAGAUCGUUUCACUAUGGAGUCCAGUGGAAGGACAGGAUCUGAGCUCAUGUGAUGAUUUUAGUUAUAACUGCAGCCUGCAGCAGAAAUAAUGUUCAGUGAUCGGACGAUUCCUGCUAACUUCCUCACUGGAACCUUAACCUGCCUCAUUACCACACAGCGCUUUGAAAACGCCAGGCUUUAUGGCAGGAGGACGCUAAAGGGCUAAAGCAAGCACGUUACAUAAACGUGCACAAUGUCAACUUUAUUGAACCACCUUUUGACUCUUAACGCUGUAGGCUGGGCCAUAUGGAUUUUAAGUUUUGUCACAAUAUUUAAUCGUGCUAUUGUGAGAAUGAUAAAAGUUGUGAUAAAACUUGAUUAUUAUUAUAUCUUUCUUAGGUAACUGUAUCAGCGGUCACAGCCCCACAAGCACAAAUAUUCUGUCCUAUUACAUUUAUAAUGGGACACUAGUCAUAGAAUCAAUCAAUCAAUUUAUUUAUUUAUAAAGCACCCUUAGUACUAAAAGCAGCUCAAUGGGCUGCAUAAAUAAAAAUAAACCUACAACAUAAAAAAUUCCCAUUACCCUCCCCCACAAGUAAACACAACUGUCAGGAAAAUGUAUAAAGAUUAAUAAAGAAGCAUGAUUUGUGUCACUAGACUGGACUCAGUAACUGGAUUUAAUCAUUUAAAUUUUUUUAUUUAUAUUUAUUUAAAAAACAGUGGAGAAAUUAGUAAAACAUUUGGAGGCUUUAAACAUUAAAUGGAAUUUGUCAUGAUAAUAAAUCAAAAUUUUUGAUUUUUACAAAAAUGAAAAGUUGGUUCAACAAAGUCUUGCACAAGAAAUGUCACAUGAAGUGAUAAACAGGUAUUAUCAAAUACUGUAAGGAAGUGUUAUUUGAUGCUUUUUUUGUACCUGGAUUUCCAUCCUAUCACUGUGAACUGUUUAGAUAACACACCAGUGUGAGGGACUGGUGUCCCAACUUUGUGCCAAAAUCAUCAAGUGUUCAUCUUUAAAAAAAAACCUAAAACAACCAAAAUGAAAGAAGUGCAGCAUACAAAUUGUUUUGGAUUCAGUUGGAAAAAAAGAUCUUGCUGUAUUGCAGUUAAUUGAUUUAAUAAAAUUGGGUUGACCAGA